Harmonia axyridis is the source of this 2539-nucleotide messenger RNA. RefSeq names its product GATA zinc finger domain-containing protein 14-like (gene Cpap1-i). The coding region runs from base 122 to 2353 and encodes 743 amino acids. The record is from RefSeq and is a predicted model, not a curated record. Gene Ontology annotation, molecular function: chitin binding. Gene Ontology annotation, cellular component: extracellular region. NCBI's taxonomy places the organism in Eukaryota, Metazoa, Arthropoda, Insecta, Coleoptera, Coccinellidae. The transcript is spliced from 4 exons.
GACGACCCCUCCACGAUAUUUGCCUAGCCCCCCUUGCUGGAGGACAUCUUCAUCCUUUCACUGUGAUCAUCUUUGUAAGCGCUUCUUCUCUGUCUUCAGUCAGUAAUUGACCUGCCACAAGAUGAGGGGUGUUAGUGUUUUGUUUAUAUUAGGAUUAUACACAGCAUGCGGGUCUGCGCAGUUUCUGAACAACAGGCCUUUCCCUACCUACAGUCUGGAGAACAUGCCAGAUACAGAAUUUUCCUGUAGGGACAAGAUCUUGGGAGGUUACUAUGCUGAUGUGGAUGCACAAUGCCAGAUGUUCCACAUUUGCGUUAAAGUCGCUGGUGUAGGGGUACAAGAUUUCCGCUUCUUAUGUCCCAAUGGAACAGCAUUUGAUCAAGAUCAUCAAAUCUGUGCAGAAUGGGAAGAUGUAGAUUGUGAUGCUUCUACCCUUUACUAUUCCAGCGACAACUUUGAUCUUUACAGACUAGGUUCAGGUUUCGAAUCGAAAGCCAAGAAAUACGGAGAGGACGAAGAAACAUUCGGCUUACAACGUGCUGAAACAGGAGACGUAAGGUUGAACAGAGAACACCAAACGCAACGUGUCAACCAACAAAAGGAAACUACCUACAACAAUAACAGAAAAGCGCAUCAACAGCAAUCUCACCGUCCAAACAAUGACCAUCAACAGCAAUCUCACCGUCAAAACAAUGACCAGGAUCACGAACGCGAUAUUUUCAAGGGUUCUAGUAGCUCUAACUUCUUCAACAACAGAAACGGUGGAAAAGAAACCGAGGACGACUACGAUGACAACGUGAAUGCCAACCAGAAUAACGAUCAAUUCCAGAAGAGAAAACUGAACAGGAAACCAAUGAGAAGGCCAGUUAAUAACAAUCAACAACAAGACACAACCUCCGCUCCGGUCCCAACACCUAAGAGAAUCAAACAAACUCAACCAAGGCUCGAAGAGAACCAAACAAACAGACCUCAGAAACCAACAGGUUUCAUAAACAAUUUUGCAGGAAGCAGCUAUGUGCCAACAACAACCCCUAGAGGUACAACAACCUUGACCAACGAAAGAUACACUGUAGCUGUUAAUAAUCACAGAAAUAGAAAUAGCGUACGACACAGAGCCCAAAUUCCAGAUCGCCAAUACAACAGUGCUGAUAACUUCAGGCAAAGUCAGAGUACCAGUGAACCAUUAACAGUAUCUACUCCAGCACCUUUCAGACAAUCUAAUCAGUAUAACAAUCCUCCUUCAAGACAAUCGAACCAAUACAAUAACAACUACAACAAUCAACAAAACUACCCAACUACACCAGCAUUCAAUAAACAAACCACCCAGAACUAUCCAAGAGCUAAUAACAACCAGCAAAACGAUGAAUAUAAUGACGAAGAUUUCGAUAUUAAAAAGUCUACAAAAGUGACCGAAAAUUAUCCACAGAAAACCAAUUUUGAAGUCAAGAAAUCGCCUGCUCCUUUCCAAAAUCAAAAUGACAACUAUCCCACAACUUUCUCACCCAAGAAACAAUACUAUCAAACCACAACCAAGAAAGUUGAAAAUUAUCCGACUACAUUUUCACCAAAAGCCAAUCAAGGUUACAACACAAUUUCCCAAGUAACCACCCAAUACAAUACCAACAAUCAAAACACCCAAAAUCAGAAGCAGCAACAGAGCAAUUAUCAAAACAACCAGCAACAGCAAUUCAACACCCAAAAACCCCAACCAUUUAGUAGUCAGAAACCAAACAACCAAAAUACACAACAACCUCAACCUUUCUCGAACCAAAAAUCCAAUAAUUACAACCAGUUCAACUCUCAGAAAACAAACUACAACCAACAAAGCACACCUAAGACAACACCAUAUACUCAGUACACUCCAACUAUUCCAAAAAUUACCUCAACUACACCUAUAAGUAGGUCCAAUAGAUUUGAUGAAACCCAGUAUGAUGAUGGUUCUUACAACGGAAAAUACGAUUAUGAUGACAGACGUGACGAUGAAUUCUUGAAGACAGCACAUAGUCAAAACAUUGCAAAGAGCAGGAACGACUUGGCGCAAUCACACAGAGCUCAAGAGCAGAGUAAACAAGCGAAGAGCAAAGGCCAAUAUGAGUCCCCACGACCCUUCUCAGUUACUCCAAAUGCACCAGCCAAACAAGAUAACACACGUCCAUCUCAACCAAUUACACCAAGGUACACACAGCAGCAACCUGUGAACAAACAAAGGAACCAACAACCAGUGUCUUCCACAACACAGGUUCCUAAAAAAACUAAAGAUGUCAGCUACGAUUAUGCCUACUACGAUUCGAAUGGAAGUGAAGCAGAAUAUGACAUCGACACGGAAAUAAAGAAAUCCUCUGCGAAAAACUAGAACUGAAUGAAUGUUAAAAGUUGAAUAUUGUUGAAAGUCUGUGUUAAACUCUUAAUGUUUAAACAAUGUUGCCACCAAGAAUAAGAAAUAUUUCCCAAAACAAUGGAUAUUUAAGCCUUAAUCUUAUAUUUAAGAUUGUACAUACUGUAAUAUUCUAUUCUUAUGAGUAAAUUACUGUUAAAUUUU